Molecule: messenger RNA, 1035 nt
Organism: Clupea harengus (Atlantic herring)
Lineage: Eukaryota; Metazoa; Chordata; Actinopteri; Clupeiformes; Clupeidae
Product: fibrous sheath-interacting protein 2-like
Exons: 4
Coding region: 165-446 (93 amino acids)
Source: RefSeq, a predicted model, not a curated record
GAGGGCUGCAUAUGUGACGUGACCUGAGGCUCAGUAGUACCACACGUCACAAUGCAGGUAUAUUGGUGUAUACCUCUUACCUCCUAGCCCCUUUCAUUCCAACUUGUGUAAUUGUCCUGAUAAGUACAGUAGCCUAAUGUAGAUGUUAUACACCACUGUGCCAAAUGGAUGAGGUAACCGAUGAGGAGUCUGAUGAUGACUCUUACAAUUUGAGGAAACCUAAAGGAACGAAACUGACUGUUGCUGAGGGUGAUUCGGCAUGCUACAAUAGGGCACAUUUGGGAGAGACGCUAUACCAGGAGUCUCCCGGAUUUGAGCUAUCCGAUCCAAAUAUGCACCUGAUUGAUGGCACCUACAACUGCCUCCAUGAUGUCCAUUUAAGGACAUUUUUCAAAAAGCCAGAAAGAAAAAAAAAAGCUUCUACAGAAUGGCUUAAUUACUACUGAAGAGAAGGUUAGUGACUGUAAAGACUGUCCAUUGGUACUCAAAUGAAAUAUAAUGGCAAAUGUUGGUUCAAAAGAUGUCUUUUAGACGGUUGGUUAAAAAUGUAAAGAAUACAUUAGUGUUUACUUGUUUGCUAGGGUGCUGCUAUGGUAGUUGAAAUGCUUGUUAUGGUGGUUGCUAGAAGUUUGCCAUAACACUCAUAAUGAGAACUAGGAUACUAAAGUAACCGGUUACUAUGGUAAUUGCCGUGGCGAUUGCCAAGGCAUUGUUAUACUAGUCAAGCUGCUUGCUAAGGUUUUGCUAUCAUAUCAUAUAUGACAUCAUAGUUUAGGUGGUUGCCAAGGUGUUGCUAUGGUAGUGUAGGGGGUUGCUUGGGUUUUGCUAUAAUAGUCAAGCUGGGAACUAGGGUGUUGAUAUGGUUGUUUAGGUAAUUGACAGUGUUUUGUUUUGGUAGAGGUAGUUGACAGAUUGGUGAUAUGGUACUUGUGAUGGUUAGGUGUUGGGAUGGUAGUUGGUGUGGUUGCUAGGGCAUUGCUAUAGCAGUCAAGCUGGUUAACAGCGUGUUACUAAGGAAGUAUAAUUGAUUACUGU